AUGGUCACGAUACUAUGCACGAGAACAGAUCCUGAAAGUUUUCCGUUGGGUGGGAAGAAGACUUCACCGCCUGCCUCGCAUCGUCCCACCUGCUCAUGCUCGUACUCUUCGCCAGUCCACGGAUCCCUCGCCCGUGCCGGAAAGGUCAAGCAGCAAACACCAAAGGUCGAGAAGCAGGAGAAGAAAAAGACGCCCAAGGGCCGUGCGAAGAAGCGGAUCCUGUAUAACCGCCGCUUCGUUAACGUCACCACUCUCCCUGGCGGCAAGCGCAGAAUGAACCCCAACCCGGAGAAGUAAACGCUUUACCCCUCCCGAGGUCGAUGUGGAAGGGAUGGCUGUUGUGCUUGGGCUCUUUCUUUAUCUUGCUUUGCCUACUCACUAUAUGUGCUUCUAUUAUGCAUGCCCAAACAUCGACCUAUGCAUCACCACUUGUCUUGUCGCAUUCUGUACUACUAUACAUAUCGCAGGAGAGCAUGC
Molecule: messenger RNA, 477 nt
Organism: Mycena citricolor
Lineage: Eukaryota; Fungi; Basidiomycota; Agaricomycetes; Agaricales; Mycenaceae
Source: the annotation of a GenBank genome assembly